GGGGCGGGGUGGCCCGCAGGCGCUUUGGCAGAGGAACUGCGGAGAAGGCAGGGGGCCGUUGCGUCAUCAGUCUGCGCCACCCGACGCCCGAGACCCGGGGUGGGAGUGGGAAGUAAGGGGUGGGGCGUCCGUCGCCUUCUGAUGAAUUACUGCCUAAGGCCCGAGGGGAAUCGGUUCCCUGGAGGCUGGUACCUGGACCCCGAGCUCCUGGGACUGACUGGCAGGAGAUUGAAUUAGUUCUCAAUAAUGGGAAGAACCUACAUUGUAGAAGAGACUAUUGGCCAGUAUCUCUCAAACCUCAAUCUCCAAGGAAAGUCUUUUGUCUCAGGUCUUCUAAUAGGACAGUGUUCUUCACAAAAGGAUUAUGUGAUUCUUGCCACUAGAACACCACCGAAAGAGGAAAACAAUGAGAACCUCAAACAUCCCAAAGAUAAGGUGGAUAACUUGGAUGAAGAAUGGGCCACAGAACAUGCUAACCAGGUAUCCAGAAUGCUACCUGGGGGACUUUUAGUUCUUGGAGUAUUUAUUAUUACAACAUUAGAAAUGGGAAAUGAUUUUCAAAAUACCCUGCGCAGACUAGUAUUUGCUGUGGAAAAAUCUAUGAAUAAAAAGAGACUGUGGAAUUUCACAGAGGAGGAAGUCUCAGAUCGAGUGACACUUCAUAUUUGCUCUUCUACAAAAAAAAUACUUUGUCGAACUUAUGAUAUCCAUGAUCCAAAGAGUUCAGCAAAACCAGCAGAUUGGAAGUAUCAAAAUGGACUAUCAACUUCAUGGCUUUCUUUAGAGUGUACAGUUCAUAUUAAUAUUCACAUCCCACUGUCUACUACUUCUGUCAGCUAUCCUCUGGAGAAAAAUACAAAGAAUGGACUUGCACGCUGGGCGAAGCAAAUAGAAAAUGGUGUUUAUUUGAUUAAUGGACAAGUUAAAGCUGAAGAUUGUGACCUACUGGAAGGACAGAAAAAACCUAGAGGAAAUGCUCAAGCAAGUAGUUGUUCUUUUGAUGUCAGAGUGUUAACACAGUUGCUUCUGAAUUCAGACCACAGAUCCACAGCCACCGUCCAGAUCUGCAGCGGCUCUGUAAACCUUAAGGGCGCUGUGAAGUGCAGAGCUUACAUUCAUAGCAAUAAACCCAAGGUUAAGGAUGCUGUGCAGGCAGUGAAGAGAGAUAUAUUGAAUACAGUUGCCGAUCGUUGUGAAAUACUAUUUGAGGAUCUGCUUUUGAAUGAAAUUCCAGAAAAAAAAGAUUCUGAAAAAGAGUUUCACAUCCUUCCUCACCGGGUUUUUGUCCCCAUUCCGGGAUCCACGGUAAUGUUAUGUGAUUAUAAAUUUGGUGAUGAGUCAGCUGAAGAAAUCAGAGACCAUUUUAUAGAGAUGUUAGAUCAUAGGAUUCAAAUAGAAGAUUUGGAAAUUGCAGAGGAAAUAAACACAGGAUUCAGAGAUGGAGAAGAAGACAACUAACCAAAGGAAUUCAAGUCCUAAUGUUUCAUUUUAAGCUUCUAAAUAGUCCUACCCACCUGUUAACUUGGCGUGAAAUGGAACACAUUGACAAUUCGCAUGUAUUCAACAUGGCCCUUGUUGUCUCUUUGGUUAACAGUUGCUCAAGAAAGUUGUUUUCUUACAUGAUUUGUCUGAAGUUAAGUUACCUGGCUUUAAAGAAUAGUUACAAUCUACUUUCUUAUUGAACAUAUGUCAUUUGCAUUUAAAUUAAAGUAUUGGUAAAAUAACAUAGUGCCUGAGAUUUGAAUUAAAAGCCUACAGACGCUCACAAAAAGUAAAUUGUUAUGACAGGGCUUUAUUUGUUCUUAAAAAGUGCUCUGUUUCAGUAAACUUACCUUGAAUUUGUAUCAAGUCACAGGAUUUUGACCGAUUUAAAAAUGGAAAUAACAGAGCAAUGGAAUGUCUUUUUUUUUUUUUUAUAGAAGUAUAUUAUUUGUGCAGCAUGAUCUUCACAUGUAACAGUUCAAUAUUAAAUGUAUCAUAUAUCAUGACAAAUAGAACCAUUUUUGUGCUCGUUAUGUACAAGUGCUUACAUUUAAAAAAAAAUUCCUUUAGCAAAUAGGUAUAAUUCAUGCUUUAUCCAAUAUUUUUGUUUGUUACCUGAUACAGAUAUAUGGCCCAAAGAAAAAGUUUUUUUACCAGUGAUAUUUGCUGAUAGAAAAGCCAAAGUUUGUGUGUGCGUGUGUUUUAACAUGAAUAAAAUUAUGUUAUCCA
This is a messenger RNA of Myotis myotis, 2211 nucleotides long. It is a transcript of the gene ODR4, whose product is annotated as odr-4 GPCR localization factor homolog. Gene Ontology annotation, biological process: intracellular protein localization. Bases 247 to 1458 code for a protein of 403 amino acids. Lineage: Eukaryota; Metazoa; Chordata; Mammalia; Chiroptera; Vespertilionidae. The record is from RefSeq and is a predicted model, not a curated record. Gene Ontology annotation, cellular component: endomembrane system. The transcript is spliced from 13 exons.